GCAGGCGCCAAUCGCCCGGGCCCGCCCCCUCCGCCAUUAACGGCCCGGCCGAGUCGCGAGGCGGGCUUGCUUCCUCAUUUUCCCUCAGAGGCGCAGAAGGCGAGCGGGGGAAGAAGCAGCCGCGCUUUCCCGCUGAGGCGGAGACGCAGCAGCCCAGGCGGGCCCAGCUGACUGAGGCGGCGGCGGCUGCGGCGGUAUCUCGGGCCUGCCCGCCCGCCCGCCGCCGCCAUUAUGCGCCACAGCCUGGCCCAGCUGCUGGCCAGUUCGUCGGCCUGCCCAUCCCCGAGCAAAGGGCCGCCUCUCGCCAGGAGCGGCAGCCGGGCCGAGGCGGGCGACGAAGCCGCGCCGCCGGGCCGCGAGGACAGCGACGAUUCCUCUUCCCUCGAGGAGGCGGGUGGCGCCGAGCUGCUCUUCCCGGCGGGCCUGGAGCUGGAGCUCGACGACUGGCUGGAGGCGGCGGUGGUGGCGACCGAGAACCGGCCGGGCUGGUUGGCGAGCCCGGAGCGGGCCUGCGCGGAGACUGAGGAGGAGGAGGAACAGCCGAAGCAGCAGCAGCAGAGGCCGCAGCAGCAAGGCCGCCGCCCCGCGCGGCCAGCGGGGAGCAGCCGCCUGAAGGCCGCGGCCGCGGCCCGCCUGAACCGCCAGCGGAAGAAGCAGUACGUGAUGGGCCUGGAGAGCCGCCUGCAAGGCCUGGCGGCCGAGAACCGCGGCCUCCGCGACCGCAACCGCGGCCUGUGCCGCCGCCUGCGCGACCUGGAGAGGGAGACCAGCUACCUGCGCGCCGUGCUGGCCAACCAGAGCGCCCUGGGGAGGCUCCUCAGCCGCUUGGCCGGCGACGGCAGAGUGGGGCUCCGCAUCAGCAGCAGCGGCCUGGUCGACGACGGGGCGGCGGCGGCGGCCGUGCUGGAGGCCAGGCCGGCCUACGAGGCCAGCGGCGACCACGACUACGCCCUGCCGGUGGUGCCCGAGGGAGGCGAGCGCAAGAGGCCGGCUUCCCCCAGCGCCGGCGGCAUCUGCCUGCACGUGGAUCGCGACCAGGUUUCGGUGGAGUUCUGCUCGGCUUGCGCCCGGCGGGCGGCGGUGGGCUCUGCUUUGGCGGCGGCGGCCGCCUCGCCUCCCUCCACCGCCGACUCCUACUCCUACUCUACCUUCGCCUCCAAAAUUUUCUCUUUUAGGUGGUUGCCCUGCCAGGCUCCGUUGUGUAGGGGUUAAAAGAACAGUCGCUUUCCACCUCGCAACCUGUGGAUACAGCUGUCAUGGGGCAGAAGAGACGGGACCAGCUGCUGGCACACUUCCUGCUUUAUUUUAAAAGGUAGUAUGAUUAAAAAGGGGGAAAGGUAACAGGGCUUUUGCAGCAUUUUACUUUAAAACAACACUGCAAAAUUAUGUGAAUGUUUUGAAUAAUACAGUCUAUCAAGAAAAUGAGUAUAAUACUAAUGUGAAAAGUAACGGUGUGAAAAAGCACUUGUUCUCCUACAUCAAUUUCCUCCUUAUUCUCAGUCAAUUGUCUAAAUUAUUUGAAGUACAUCCUUUCGGCAUAGCAGAGACCAUGAGCCUCGCCUGAACUAUAAAUUCAUUUAUAUGGCUGUUCAUGUUUUGGGUUAUAUUUGUAGUGCAGGUGUAUUUCUUAUCUGCCUAUCUCUGAACUAUACAGAGUGGCUGACAUCCCUUUUCUGGGGGAAAUUGCAGCCCAACACAGGACAAAUCUAUAUACUGGUACAUGUCUUGGGUUAGUCCCCAUAUACCAGUUGCUGUAAAUGAGUGCAAUCUUGGAAAGUCCUCUAGCUAUUCAUAACCCAUGCUUGAUGGCAUGGGAGCAUAACACCUGAAAUUGUAUACUAAUCAAUUUUAAAUUAUACUCUUAUUCAGCAUUCUGCAUUUAUAAUGGAAGCAGUACAUUAUAUACAGUCCCAUUAAUGCUCCGUAUGACCUAGUGCUGUUGUUUUUCAAAAGCUAGGGUCAACAUCCCCUCCUUUUUGUUGCUAGUACCUUUCCAGUUGACAGGCCACAAUUGGCUGUCACUGUGUUGCAUAGUUUCUGAAGUUGAUGCAUUUUUACAAUUGCUUUUCACAAUAGACAUUUUUGUUAAUGUGGUAUUUCUGUGAAAGCAGACAUUCUCUCUUUUAAUUUUGUAUUAUUGAAAUACUUUGUUAGAUAAAAAACAUUCUGGGUAGUUGAUCCACCUUGUGUGUCAUUGCCCCUUGAAGAAUAAGCUGUUGCAUCUGUAUACAAAGGGAGUGGCUGCUUGUUUUUCAACAAGGCAAAUGACACACUUGCUUAGCAAAAAUCUCAAAAAUAUUACUGCAGGGAUUUUAGUGCCUAUUGAAGCAUGUUGAAGCCAAAUAAAAUUGCAAACCUUUUUUUCUUGCUAAUCGGUUGAGUAUUGUUGAAUAUUUUUUUGAAAUUGAAGCCUUGAAUAAUAGUACUUGAAAUAUGUGUGAAUGUUUCUGUGUAACUAGUUGUGUCAUACCUAUGAGAACACAGUGUCCUAAUAAAAAAAAUGUGUUGAUCUUCCA
Podarcis muralis (Common wall lizard) is the source of this 2516-nucleotide messenger RNA. It is a transcript of the gene CREBZF, whose product is annotated as CREB/ATF bZIP transcription factor. Lineage: Eukaryota; Metazoa; Chordata; Lepidosauria; Squamata; Lacertidae. Gene Ontology annotation, biological process: regulation of DNA-templated transcription. The record is from RefSeq and is a predicted model, not a curated record. Gene Ontology annotation, molecular function: DNA-binding transcription factor activity.